AUGGAACAGUCUAUCAGGAGCAUAGACGGUUCUAGAUCUUUGAGCAAUGUUGGCGCUUCACUUAUAGAUCGUGAAUCGAUCAAUCAGAGAGCACUACAAUUAUUACAGAGAAACAGAAGAAGACGUUUGUUGUUAAAUAGAAGUGAAGACAAAGCAAGAUACAUCCAGCCCGAGCGUUCUGCUAGCAGCCAGCAGAUUCACCCUCCAGAGCAUCAUAUCAGCGCACAUGAAAGAAUAACAAAGGCUCGGGGAACUAGAUAUAAACCUACUGACCUAGCUUUGGCAGAAAUAAGGAAAUAUCAAAGAUCCACAGAUUUGCUUAUAUCCAGAAUGCCCUUUGCGAGGCUAGUGAAAGAGGUAACAGAUCAAUUCACUACCGAGAGCGAACCUCUUCGAUGGCAAUCCAUGGCAAUUAUGGCUCUUCAAGAAGCAAGUGAAGCCUACUUAGUCGGUUUAUUAGAGCAUACAAAUCUAUUGGCACUUCAUGCUAAAAGAAUUACAAUUAUGAGAAAGGACAUGCAACUAGCUAGAAGGAUACGAGGUCAAUUUAUUUGA
Molecule: messenger RNA, 555 nt
Organism: Kluyveromyces lactis
Lineage: Eukaryota; Fungi; Ascomycota; Saccharomycetes; Saccharomycetales; Saccharomycetaceae
Gene: CSE4
Product: centromeric DNA-binding histone H3-like protein CSE4
Exons: 1
Coding region: 1-555 (184 amino acids)
Cellular component (GO): nucleosome
Molecular function (GO): structural constituent of chromatin; DNA binding; protein heterodimerization activity
Source: RefSeq, a predicted model, not a curated record